AUGAAAUAUUUUUGCCCUCUCUCUCGACUGAGGAAAUACUGCAAAUUUCAAACAGUCGCUUUGGGAAAAAUCCAACCGGCGCCUCACCGGAGGAGAGAUGUCUUAUACGAAGGAGCAGCUCCUUACUCGUUUACAGGAGCUUCAAAUAGGUUUCUCCCAAUACGAGCAUCCUGUUGUAUUGACAGUGGAAGCUCAGAUAGUCAUAGAUGCUAAGUUGCUUGUUCUUGCUUAUUCAUCUCAAAGUACUCAAUGUUGGCACCCUGUUAUAAGGAGGACAAGAAACAAAAGAUACUAUAUCGUUUCUGCUUUGGCGGACACAGAGGUAGAUUUGAAAGUUCUUUCUCAGAGACUCGGUCUGGGAAAAGGAGGUGUAAGAAUGGCUCCAGAAGAGGCGCUCUCAGAGAUUCUUCAUGUACCCCUAUGUUGUGUUACUCCCUUUGCACUUGUGAAUGAAUCAGCAAGGCAUGUGUCUUUGUUGUUAGAUAAAGGAUUUAAAAGUCAAGAAUGCUGUUUCUUCCAUCCGUUGUCAAAUGACAUGUCAAUUGCUCUUAAUGCUCAUGAUCUUGACAAGUUUCUGAAUUCAAUUGGAAAAACUCCUGCCUAUGUUGAUCUGGAGGCUACCCCUACUGUAGGGAAAGACCAACCUCCAGAUCUAGCUAGUCUUGUCCCAUCUGAUGCAUUGGUCUCAGCUAAUCCUCCAGUAGCACAGGAAUCUUCUAAAGGUCUGGAGAAAAAUCACACCUCUGCAGAUAAGCAACCAGUAAUUGGUGCAGAUAAUAUUCAAGAACAUGGCAUAUACAGAAGGCUUCAAAGCGGGCAUUCAUCAUCAGCCAAAGAGAAUACCCAUUUCCACGUGGGCGAAGUGGCCGAUAUCUGGAGCGGAAUGGCCACAUGUCUGCCAGCCGCCUCAGCCGCGGGCACCUCCUGUCUUCAACGUGAACUUGGUUGGAUUCAUCUUCACAAGUUUGAUUCGGAGUCUCGAUUUCAUGGCGGCAUACUGGGCAAGAAUUAUGGAGCCUCAGCCAUGGAACAAUGCAGUCAGAAUGGAAGAUAUGCUUGCAUGCUGAAUCUGGAGCUGGUGGUGGACCCGGCCUGUCGUUCUGAGUUAUCUCCUCGAUGAGCCCUUGCAGUCCUGGCCCGGUGAAGUAGUUUCUAGGGUCUACUCCUGGUGGGACUAGCCUUUCUCUCGGCCUAUUUCCGUUUGCAGGGAUAUGGCCUGUUGGCCGGAGAAUAAUCCAGGUUCUGGGCCGGGCUAUAAUGCCGCUAUCUGGACCCCAACCGUCGUCUUCCUCCUCACCAAACGAAGGACCUCUCCUCCGGAACCAGCUUUGAUUUCCCACCUCUUCCGGCUCCCUAUGACGCCGUCUUCGCCGCCCAUGAACCCGUGUUUGGCCCAUAAUUGAGGCCCGUUCAUUCGGGCUGUCCUCUCCACGACGGUUUAGCCCAAGUGGAUGAUCCAGCAUGAGGGCCAAUGCUUCAAGAAUCCGGGCCUCCGGAGAGGGAUCGAACGCGGUGAAUUCAAGAACCGGUUGUGGCCUCGCCAUGUCGAUUUCGUAGAGAAAUUGGCCGAGGCACCGUGGGCAGAUGAUACUGGAUGGGUCCUCAGGCGCGAUCCUGACCGUCCGGUGGCACUGGUAACACCAGUAGAGAUUGGAGCUUCUCCCAUUGCCGUUGGCUCUUGGAGGGCUCAGAGACAUGAGUGUAUGUAAAUAUUACGUAGAAAAUGGCAAAAGAAUCUGAAAUUUCGAAGGAGAUGCAUGGCUUAUAUAUAUGGAAUAAGAGAGUAGUUCUAUAUAGGGGAAAAAGCAUGGCUUUUUGAAGCUGUAUGAAGAGAUUCCUACUUUGUUUCUGCUUGUUUAAAAAGUAAAGCAUCACACAGAGAACGGAAGUCCUCUUGUCUUGGUUAGCAAA
Salvia hispanica is the source of this 1911-nucleotide messenger RNA. NCBI's taxonomy places the organism in Eukaryota, Viridiplantae, Streptophyta, Magnoliopsida, Lamiales, Lamiaceae. The record is from RefSeq and is a predicted model, not a curated record.